Molecule: messenger RNA, 5286 nt
Organism: Lucilia cuprina (Australian sheep blowfly)
Lineage: Eukaryota; Metazoa; Arthropoda; Insecta; Diptera; Calliphoridae
Gene: Nelf-A
Product: negative elongation factor A
Exons: 6
Coding region: 232-4140 (1302 amino acids)
Biological process (GO): negative regulation of transcription elongation by RNA polymerase II
Cellular component (GO): NELF complex
Source: RefSeq, a predicted model, not a curated record
UCGUAUUCUUAUCUUUGCCAAAAAAAAAAAUAAAAUAAAAAAACGUCAUGCAAAGAGAGACGACGAACAAAAAAAAGUGGAAGAAAAAAUAAUAAAACAUAAUUUUUCUACAAAAAUAAUUACAAUUACAAAGUUAUCAUAAGUGACGCUAGACGCCAUUUUUUACAUAAAUCAUAUAUUAAUUAAGUUCGCUGUAAAAAGAACAAUUGCAAAAAAGAGGAAGAAGAAAAAAUGACGACGCGAGACAGCGACACAUCACUGUGGCUGCAUAAUAAACUCGGGACAUCAAAUGAUUCGUGGAUAAGUGGUUCAAUAUGCUCCCAAUUGAACAAGGAAGUGUUGCGCAACAUAAAGGAAUGCUUUCCCGAUCUUCAGACACAAGUCAAAUUGAAAUUAUUAUUAAGUUUUUUCCAUAUUCCUCGUCGCCUUGUGGAAGAGUGGAAAGCCGAAUUAGAGGAAGUUAUCGAAGUUGCUGGUCUAGAUUCAGAGCUAUGGGUUUCUAUGUUGGCGGAAAGUAUGAAAACAUUUCCUGCGACCAGCUCGCUCAAUACAGAGAUCUCGGAUUACGAGGAUACACGUCCCAUAUUCACAGAUAUGGUCAACGAUUUGCGCAAAUUAGUUUCGAAACACAGUGAUUUGGGCAUGUUGCCUUUGGAAUGUCAAUAUCUCAAUAAAAAUGCUUUGGUUUCGGUGGUGGGUCAACAACCAAAUACUGUUAAGCAUUUUACUAUUAAACGCAAACCAAAAAGUGCUACUUUGCGUACAGAACUUUUACACAAAUCGGCAGAUGCACAAUCUUCUCUGAAAAAGGCUUCGGCUCCAACAAUUCCCCUAAGAUCUCGAGGCAUGCCUCGUAAAAUGACAGACACUACUCCUCUAAAAGGCAUACCUUCAAGAGUGCCCACAUCUGGUUUUCGUAGUCCCAGUAUUAAUGCGACAAAUGCUCAACGGCCAAAUUUAAGUCGUACUCCAGCCGGACGCAAGGAUGGUGGCAUUAAACUAAUUGAAUUAUCUGAACAACCUUUGGGAUAUGCUGCCGCCAAGAAACGUAAACGUGAACAACAACUUGAAGAACAGGCUAGAAAGCAAGAACAAAAGGCGGCUGCUGCCGCAGCUGCUGCAGCCACUGCUGCUGGUAGCACUUCACCUUCGGCUGCCAAUAAUAAUUCACAAAUUGGCAAAGAGCCAAAUACCCCCACUACGCCCACUUCGGCUAAUAAUAGUUUUGAAAUUAAAACCGAAACGAAUCUUCUCAAUCAAAGUCAAAGUAGCAGUGCUGAUGAAGGUCACGCUUCCGAUAGCAAGGAAGACAUUAAACCGGUCAUUAUUGCAACAACUGCUACCAUAAAGGAGGAUGAAAAACCAUCUGUAACUCCCGAAUAUGCUCCACCAUCUUUGAGUUAUACACAAAAUACUCCAGCUGGUAUAUUGGAUAGUGUUAAUAACUCUCAACUGGAAGACACCAAACCCAAUACACAGACUUUGAUUAAGACCAUCAUGCCAUCUCAGUCUCCGGAGAAAUCAACCAUUACUUUACAAACUCAACAGCAGCAGCAACAACAACAGCAGCAAACAACUAUUAACAACAAUAAUAAUCUAAAUCAUGUAAAUAAACGUAUUAAGCAAGAAAUCAAAAUUGAAAGUGAAGAAAUACUGGUACCGGCCAAUAUAAAAGUCGAAAAAAUAGAGCAGCCAACUAUCACGACUCAUACACAAACUCAAACCUUAGGUCAGCGUAUACAACAACAGCAGCAAACUCAACAAUUGGCUCCACAAAGCCAACAAAGAGUUAUUAUACAACAGCAAGCUUUACCGACAUUGCAUCAAAUACAAACUUCAACAUCUCAACAGCAACCAACCACACAGCAUGUCAUAAUACGUACGUCUCCACAACAGCAAAAGCAAACAUUGACUGUACGCCAGCAGAAUACGCCCACAACACCUAUCAAAAUGGAAAAACUAGAAAUCAAGCCAUUGGUGCGUACCACUACUACUCAGCCAGGGACUAUAAUAACGCAACAACAACCCAUGCGCCCUGCCAGCAAUUCAACGUCAACAAAUCCAUUGGCCAAUUUACCCAACAAUAUUUCCGUUAAAAUUACCUCUACGAAAACUGGUAAAGUAACUCAACAGCAGCAACAGACACAGCAACAACAGCAACCCAUAUUAAUAAACAGUUCUACACCAGUGAUAUUGGCUUCGACACCCUCACAAACGGCAGCCUUAAGACAAAAGCAAUUGGCAACGGCCACGGCUACAACACAGAAUGCCACACCACAAACAGCCCAGGCCAUAAAAUCGAUGCCUUUGAGUCAACUGAAGAAUGCCACUAACAGUGGGCCGGUUAUUAUUUCACAAACCAUCAUACAACCAGCCAAGAGAGCUCAACAGCAGCAGCAACAACAACAACAACAACAGGCUUCAAAUCAACCACAAAAAACUCAAAUCAUACAACAGCAACAGCAGCCACAACAACAGCCAACAACUACAACCACGCAAUAUAUAUUGACACAACAACAGCAGCAGCAAACACUACCAACAUUAACAACAUUUACACCAAAUCGUCAACAUCAAACCUCGUAUCAAACAACCUCAUCAGCACCCCAAACACCGACAUCAACAAAAAUUCUAUUGAAAACUUCACCCAGUUCGUCGGUGGUAAUACGUCAACAACAGCAACCCCAACAGCAAACGAUCAGUGUGAGUGGUGGCAAUCCACCACCUUUAAUAGCCUCAUCCUCCACUACCACCACUACACAACCAACUCUCCUGAAUAUACAAAAUGUUCAGCUGCCCAACCGACCUGUAACAAUUCAACCUGCUUCACAAGCUGCCCAACAACAACACAUACAAGCCCAAUUGCAACAGCAACAACAACAGCAGCAACACACCUUAGUCUCCAAUAACACCGCCACCCAACAGCCGAAACUCACGCAAGUUCUCAUGCAGCCUGGGUCGAGUAAUGCCACCACAGUUUCGGCUCAAUCGUCGGCAAGCGGUGGGAAUGCGAAUGUAAAGAAUAAAACUAUAAUUCUAACACAGAAGGGUGUCAUUUUGCGUAAUAUUGGUGGUGAUAUGUACCAACAGAUUCCCAUUAGCAAUGUGGGUAGUUUGCAAUCCCUUGGCUCAGGUGCUACAACACUCAUGACAACUGCGGCUGGUCCGCCUGGACUUGUAAAGACAACAUCGGCCACCACAAUGCAACAACAUCCUACACAAACUAUAACAUUGCAACAGCAACAAGGUACACAGGCAUCGAAACAGUUGACCACCAUAAUACCACAACAACAGCAUUUGAUUGUGCAGCAACAACCACAGUCCACAACAAGUUUAUUAACAAAUCAACCUUCACAACAAACCAUUAUAAGACCGGUAAUGACAAAUGUACAGAGUGGUCUUACAACACUACCAGGUGGUUUAACCUUAAUCCAAAGACCUGGUCAACAGCCUCAAUUGGUGCAGGUGCAGACUACACCGGUACAACAGCAGCAGCAACAGCAAACUCAAAUACAACGUACCAUUAUCACACAACCAGCCCUGCAGCAGCAGACGCAAUUGCGUCCUCAACAGAUAGUGUUGCAACAGAAACCGGCAACUACUCAACAACGUUUAAUAACAACAACAGGUGGCUUAGCCAAUACAGGUACACAACAACUUCAACUGCAACAAACAAAUACAGGUGGUAUACAACGUACCCACAUUAUACAAAUGCCCCAACAGCAGCAGCAGCAACAACAGCAACAAACACAGGCUGCGCCACAACGUAAAGGAUUGUCACUAUCGAUUGAACAUGUUCAUGAAGCUCAUGAUAUGUUUCGUAAAGCUAAUAGAGUAUCUCGUCCAGAUAAGGCUUUAAUUUUGGGCUUCAUGGCUGGUUUGCGAGAUAAUCCUCGACCAAAUUCCGAAAAUGUGAUUGUUAUCAAAUUGAGUGAAAAGGAGGAAAAAGUUCAACAGGAAGAUGGUAAUACAGCAUUAUGUUUAGUUGAGUCUCAUAUACGUUUGGAUUAUAAUACGGGCGAAUGGAAAACAUUCCAAAAUUACAGACGCCUCGAUCAAAGUAAUCAAAGUUCUGGCGACAGUGGCGGUGGUGGUGGAGGUACUAGUAAUGUUAUGCAAACACAAAAUUCCGUGGUCAUAUAAUGAAUAAGGCCCGCCACAUCAACGGGCCCUUCAACAUCAAAACAAAAUCUAAAAAAAUGAAAAAGAAAAGAAACAACAAGAUAACUUUUUUGUAAUUUAAACCAUACACACACACUCAUCAUAGGGAAAGCUUAGUUUAAAGCGCUUUACACACUGAAAACCAUUUACAUCAUGAAACUAAACAGACAAAUAUUCAUUAAACAACACAAUUUUGUGCUGAUAAAAAGUGAAAAAAUUCAAUCAUGCGCCACCUACAUUUACAUUUUCUAAUUUGUUUAAAUCUAAUAAACAGCAAGCUUUUUACUCCAAUAAAGCAUCAUCAUCAACAUCAUUACGAAUACUACUUGAACAUCUAUCCAUAUAAUUUUACAAUCAAGUUUAUCAUGUUUCGAAGAAACAUAAAAUCUAUAAAUGCUGUAUUAAAUGCAGUUUAGCUGCUUACAAUUCAUAAUUAAAACUCUACACUAUAUAUUCAACAACAUCCACAUCAUGAUCAUGAUCAUCAUCAUCAAUCAAUUACAAUUUGUUUUAAUGUUGGUAAGUAAGUAAUUUCUUAAUGAUUACUGCUUUAAAUUAAUUUUCUAUAGUUUACAAAUUCCUCUAUUCUUUAUUUUAAUUGCCUACCCUUAAUAUCAUACAUACCCUUUAUAUCUAUCCUUCCUGCCCAAUCAACCACAACAUCAAUUUAACAUUAUUUUGCCUUUGUACCCAAUUAUUAAAUAGAAUGCAAAAAUUAAAAAAACAAAAUAAUUAAAAUUUCUAAUGAAUUGAAAUAUACAUAUAAAUAUAUACAACAUAUAUAUAUUUUUUGAAUUAACUAGGAAUUAUAUAAAAUACAAAUUACUACAAGGAUUUUCAAAUUUUGUUUAGAUUUUUUUCUCAAUUUCAUAAAACUUCUUGAUUAUUUUGAAACUUUAACUUUUAAAUAUAUUAAACUUGUCUUUAUAUUGAAAAAAAGGUAAACAAAUGAAAUGAAAAAGGAAACAAAAAUAAAUAUAAUGUAAAACGUUUAUCAAUAAUUUAGUUGUACAAAAAAAAAAAAAAAUUAAAAAAAAAUAUUAAAACCCUGGUAGUUUAUUCAUAAUGCUUAGAUUUAUAUAAAUAUAAAAAACUAUAUAUAAAAUAUAUAAUAAGACAACAUCAGAA